Polistes dominula (European paper wasp) is the source of this 2362-nucleotide messenger RNA. Its product is annotated as tyrosine-protein phosphatase non-receptor type 11. Gene Ontology annotation, cellular component: cytoplasm. Gene Ontology annotation, biological process: positive regulation of ERK1 and ERK2 cascade; protein dephosphorylation. Lineage: Eukaryota; Metazoa; Arthropoda; Insecta; Hymenoptera; Vespidae. The record is from RefSeq and is a predicted model, not a curated record. Gene Ontology annotation, molecular function: non-membrane spanning protein tyrosine phosphatase activity; receptor tyrosine kinase binding; cell adhesion molecule binding.
UGUCAAACAGCGUUCUAGUGCUUAGUUAAUGUUUAGUUAAAGUAUUUAGAAUUUAGUGGUCGUGACUGUGAAUUUCAAUGUGUUAUAAUGAAGAAUUAAAUCCUAGUAGGGCGUAGUUGUAAUUGCGACAUGGCAUCUCGCAGGUAAGGCACGUUUUUAUACUCGUUGAAAAAAAAUAGGAUUAUCGUAAUUCAUGGACAUUCCAAGAACAAUUUUGCAUAUCGUCGGCACAACAGCAGAUGGUUUCAUCCUAACAUAUCAGGAUUAGAGGCAGAACGUUUAUUAAUGGAACGAGGUUAUGAUAGUUCCUUUCUAGCACGUCCAAGUUCAUCAAAUCCUGGUGAUUUCACGUUAUCCGUAAGACGCAAUGGUGAAGUGACUCAUAUUAAAAUACAAAACACAGGAGACUUUUAUGAUCUUUACGGAGGUGAAAAGUUUGCAACAUUGUCAGAACUCGUACAAUUUUACAUGGAAAAUGGUGGUCAGCUACGUAAAAAGAAUGGAGAGAUAAUAGAGUUGAAAUAUCCUUUGAAUUGUGCUGAUCCAACGACUGAAAGGUGGUUCCAUGGCCAUUUAUCAGCAAAGGAAGCAGAACGUUUGAUGAUGGAAAGGGGAAAAAAUGGAUCAUUUCUAGUUCGUGAAUCACAGAGUAAACCUGGGGAUUUUGUAUUGUCUGUUCGUACUGAUGACCGUGUUACACAUGUUAUGAUACGAUCACAGGAUAAUAAAUACGACGUGGGAGGAGGAGAUAAAUUUGAUAGUCUCAGCGAUCUUAUAGAACAUUAUAAACGAAAUCCAAUGGUUGAAACAAGUGGAAGUGUUGUUCAUCUUCGACAACCAUUCAAUGCAACUCGUAUAAACGCCAGCGGAAUUGAAAGUAGAGUAAGGCAGUUACACAAAGAGAAUGGUUGUUCUAACGGAUUAUUAUGUCGAAAUGGAGCAACAGAUACUAACGAAGGCAGUACAGGUCGUGGUAAAGGAAAAGCAGGAUUUUGGGAAGAAUUUGAAUCAUUGCAACAACUAGAAUGUCGUCAUUUGUUUUCCAGGAAAGAAGGUUUAAGAUUAGAAAAUCGAGCGAAAAAUCGAUACAAAAAUAUUUUACCGUUUGAUCAUACGAGAGUACACUUGAAAGAUGUAGAUCCUAAUGUACCUGGAUCAGAUUAUAUUAAUGCUAAUUAUAUCAGGAAUGAAGAAGCCGAUGGAGCAGUACCUGGUGUUAGUGGAAAUGAGGUUGGUCAGUUUAAUAAAUGUUAUAUUGCUACGCAAGGCUGUCUUCCAAACACUAUUGGAGACUUCUGGCACAUGGUGUAUCAAGAAAACACUCGAGUAAUCGUUAUGACUACGAAAGAAAUGGAAAGAGGGAAAAAUAAAUGCGCUCGGUAUUGGCCUGAAAAAGGAGAAAUAGCAGAAUAUGGAGGCACAUGGAAAGUUCAUGCUCUUUCUUGUACCGAAACAGCUGAUUAUACUUUACGUGAAUUUUUAUUACAAGGAAACAAACCCAAUUUCAUGGUUGCUAGAAGGAUAUACCAUUACCAUUUUCAAGCUUGGCCCGACCAUGGUGUACCAUCGGAUCCUGGUUGCGUUUUAAACUUUCUUCACGAUGUUAAUGCUAGACAAGAAUUACUAGCUGCUGCUGUUACACCAAAUACUCCAAAUACAGCACCAACCAUGGGCCCAAUUCUUGUUCACUGUAGCGCUGGAAUAGGAAGGACUGGAACUUUUAUUGUUAUUGAUAUGAUUUUGGAUCAAAUUAAACGCUAUGGUCUUGAUUGUGAGAUUGAUAUUCAACGAACUAUUCAAAGAGUACGCUCUCAAAGAUCUGGUAUGGUACAGACUGAAGCACAAUAUAAAUUUGUUUAUCUCGCAGUUUUACAUUACAUUGAGACUGUAUCUCAAAGAAUGCAAGCUGAACAGAAAUCAUUACAGUUGGGUCGUGAAUAUACUAAUAUUCGAUUACGGCGGUACUGAAAAAUGAUAUUGCAUAACGAAUAGACAUGAAGGAAUGAGUUGCGGGAAGCUGCUCAAAUCUAUGUUCUCGUCACAGAAAAUUAAAUGUUUAAAAAGUUAGACGACUUUCACUGAUAUAACUUCUAUCUCAGUUCGCUUAUUGACAUUAUCAAGCAAUUAAACCGAUUAUAAUGUGAGAGAUGUUGAAACUGAGAAAUUGAAAUGAAGAAACUGAGAAACUGAGAAAGCAUUGUUAUCAGGGAAGAUAAAGAAGAAGAAGAAGAAAAAGUGAACGUAACAAAGAUGAUAAUUUAUUUCAUUACCUAGCUCGGGUCAAAGAGCGAAACUCUCAAUCAACAAAAAGAGAUUAAGACUACCAAGAUUCUAUAUCUCGGAUUAAAAUAAAAUAAAGAAA